GUUCUAUUAGGAUUGAGCUUCGGAGUGUGGGAGACAUGAAGAUGGGGAGCAAACAUGUUUUGCAGAAGCCGAAGCUGGAACUUUUCCAUAUCAUCAAAGAAGCCACGUUUAUCCCUGUUAAAAACAUCAACUUCGUCUUCUUGACCAUAAUCACCUCAUUUCCUUUGUUUUGCUGCUUAUGGUACUAUGAAAUUUUGCUUCAGAGUAUUCUUAGUCAAAUCCCAAGGAUCCUGAAAGAACCACCCUUCUUUUACUUUACCUGGCCAACACCGUUUGAUAUAAUCAACAACUUGCAUGCAGAAUUCCACUACAGAUUGGUUCAGGCAUGCCUCCUUUACUUGGUUCCUCUUCAUCUCCUAGAAUUCAUCUCUGCCUUCAUGUCAGUCAGCAUAGCAUCUAAGAUUUACAAAGAGAAACAGAUGAGUCUCAAUGAAAUGUUUGAAAAACCAAUUCACAAAGCAAAGUUGAGAGCAACUUUCAUCACAUCUUUGUAUGCUCAUGUCCUGUCCACCUGCACCCUGCUUGGAUUGAUAUGGUUAGUGACAACCUACUUUGCAAUCUUUUGGAAAUCCGUUGUUGACGUGUUCUUUGCAGUAUUUCAUGGGGCUGCCUUUGUUGCACUACUGAUGAAAUACAUGGAAUGGUCCGCUGCUUGGAAGAUGAGUGUUGUGAUUUCAAUUGUGGAGGAGAAAUAUGGGAUGGAUGCACUUGUAAUCUCUGAUUAUUUCCGAAGAGGUAGCGAACAGCGCGGGCUUUUUCUGAUGUUGUUUUUCUCUGGUUGGGAUUUUGUUAUACGAGUGGUAGGUUUGUAUUGGUGUGGGAUUAUCCUUCAGGUUUGCUUGUUGUGUCUUUGUAAUACCAUGAAGUGGAUGGCCUCUAUGGUAUACUUCUAUGACUGCAAAUCAAGGAUUUUUGAGAAGAAAGUUGAUGAGGAAAUGGGAAAGGAGAUCAAAGGAAUUGAUGAACAAUCAUCCCUUGCAAGAGAAUGAACUCUGGUUAAUUUCCAUGCUAUGUAACUAUGAAAUGAAAGCAUCCCUAGGUGUUAUGUUUAGUGGAAAAUAAAUUCGUUCUGUAGAUGUUUUAGUGCCUGAACUGCAGGAUUGUUAGAACCUGUAGUUUUGCAUGGCUUCUGCUCUACAAAGUGGUUUCAGCCACCAAAAGGGGUGCCUUGGACCCUGCUUUGUGUUGGUUGGCUGUCUUCGAUUCAGUAUAUGA
This is a messenger RNA of Rubroshorea leprosula, 1215 nucleotides long. Lineage: Eukaryota; Viridiplantae; Streptophyta; Magnoliopsida; Malvales; Dipterocarpaceae. The record is from the annotation of a GenBank genome assembly.